Molecule: messenger RNA, 1303 nt
Organism: Owenia fusiformis
Lineage: Eukaryota; Metazoa; Annelida; Polychaeta; Sabellida; Oweniidae
Source: the annotation of a GenBank genome assembly
GUGUACUCGAAGUGAAAAGUUAUAUUUUAAAAAUCAUCACAGUAUUUUUGUUAUUCCCAGCUAAAAUGUCCGAUUCAGAGGAUGACUAUUGUUCAAGUGAUGAUGCAGAUUAUGUACCAUCAGAUGGCGAAGCUGUCAGUGAGGAAGAGGGAAGCGGGGAUGAUGAGAAUUUGGAUGCUGGUGACAAAGCAGAUCCCAAGAAAGGGAAGAAAAGAAAAAAAGAUGAUAAAAUGUUUUCAAGGAAAAGACAUGGUGGUAUUAAACUUGAUGAUCCUGAGCCAGAACAGACAGAGACACUUGAGGAAGAUGUUAAAGAUCUUGCAACUGAGAUGAAAGAAGAGGAAAAAGUACAUCAGGAAGAGAAAGAGAAGAAAAGAGCAGAUGACCUUUGGGCAGAUUUUAUGAAAGAUGUUGGCCACAAACCAAAGCCAAAACCUACCCCAACUCCAACACCUACCCAAAGUUCUACACUAAAAUCUCCGGCAGCUUCAUCCAGUGAAGUCAAGAAGAAAGAGCCUGUCACUAGUAGUGCUGGGGCACAGAAAAUCACCAUUGUGAAGGAGUAUGAUUUUGCUGGAGAAACUGUCAAGGUAACAAAGGAGGUGGAUGCCUGUUCAAAGGAGGCCAAGGCUGAGCUGAAAAAGAAAGAGGCGGAAGCAGAAAAACAAAAUAGCAAUCCUAGCAGCUCAUUGACUGGUUUAGCAAAUUUAAAAAGACCAGGAAGAGGUGGUGGUGGACUGGGAAGUGUGCUGGGAAAAAUAGGGAAAAAAGAUAAAAUCAGUACUCUGAACAAAUCUAAGCUUGACUGGGACAAGUUCAAGGAGGAAGAAGGGAUAAAAGCAGACCUACAGGCCCACAAUAAAGGCAAACAAGGGUACAUAGAGCGUCAGGCUUUCUUAAACAGGACAGAUCAACGAGUUUACGAAUUAGAAAGAGACACUCGACUCAGUAAGAGGUGACAAAAUCAGUGUAAUAGAUUUUGAAGUGACAAUAUUGAGGUGCCAGCCUUCUGAGUGACAUAUUGAGGGGACAUUCUGGUAUUGAUUGAGGUGACAGCUGCCCAGAACAAUAUGAAUGAAGUGACACAGUUAUAUAUAAAGUACAAGUAUAUAUAUGUAGUUGAAAUAACGUAUUUGUGAUAAGAAAAAUGUGUAUUGUGUAAAAUGUGACAGAGAUAUCUUGUACUUUGCUCAAUUAUACUACCAGGGGAGGGGUGUACUUGCUCUGCAACGACAUGCACACCAAAUGGUUAAUAUGUUGACAACGCCUCACUGUGUCCCUGCCAUGCUAUGCACCAAUUGUU